CAUCAUCAUGCAUGCCCGGGAAAUCUCCCCUCCCAUCGAUCCAGAGGCUGAUGCAUUCCGAGUCGGUAUGGCGCUGAGUGUGGAGUGAGUGAUUGGUAGCGAACGAAUCUCAGCUCCACCAUGAGCCCCACAGUUCACAGGUUGACCUCGGAAAUCUGCCCCUGAGCCUGAUUCCCUGUUGAUCCUGCACCCCGCGCAACCUGCCGGCCCCUGAUGCUCUCCAUCUUCAGACGGGCACUUACCAUAACAUGGAUAGACUCCCGCACGAGCUAGUCCAACAGAUUGCGGACGUCAUAAGAGGACCACCUCGACCGCACAAGCACCAGGAAUACUGUUCCUGCCGAGAAUGCCGAGCGCCUAUAAAGCUCGCUUCGUACACGACCAUCUCGCAGACAUGGCAGGCCGUCGUCGAGCGAAUCAUCUGGCAGGACAUUAGGCUUGGAUGGGACAAGUACAACUCGCUGGCCCAACUGAAGGAGUACACGUCGGCUUCUUCAUCUGGUGAUAUCGACGCUAGCUCUGGUAGCCAUGAUUCUGGCCGUGACUCCUACCGCCGCGACCGGAUUCGUUAUAUUCGCACCUUAACCUGGACCUAUGACCCGGACCGAAGUCCGCUGCGGAUUACGAAGGAGGAGCUACCCGAGGGGUAUAACAUGCAGUUUCAUGCGUCUCUCACGGAGCUCUUUGCUGUGCUGCACUCGUGGGAGGACACCAAAGCCGGCACGGAAAUGCAAUUAUCACUGAGAGUGGGGAAUACCGAGUUUAUCGACCUCCCUGACGAAGUUCAGUGGGCGCUAGAGCCCUCCGUAGCCGACCUCGCCACCCUGGACGUCGGCCAGCUAUGGCAUCGGGCGAAGAUCCCGCAUCAGCUACACCUCCCCCCCGCAUUGGUGGACGAACUGCCAGUGCUCGCGUAUAUCACAACGUUUGGCUUGCACGAGCCUGAUCGGAGUGACGUAACGCCCUCGGUGUUUAUGGGCUUGCUAACUCGAUUCCCUCAUGCGAGGCGCGUCUAUGGAGGCGAGGGGCACGCGAUUCCGAGAGGCGCUUGGAAGGCUCUGGUGGAGCAGCGGCAAGAAAUAAUGGACAAUCUUCCCUCCGUCCCGUCCUCAGUGGAGACCUUCAAAUACAUGAUUGACCACGCACGCGAAAUGUCCCACAACCCAGGACACAACGCAGCGAACUAUCUCAGCCCCCAAGGCUUCGAUGAACUGUCCAUUGGGUUCAGGACUCUCAGUAUGAGACUGCGCAAGUUGAGACUGAAGUACGUCCGUAUAAGCAGCGCGCUGUUCUGGCCUGAGGAGAAUGAGAAUGUUGAUACGGCCGGGCAGUAUUGGCCAAGGCUGGAGGAGCUGUUGAUCCAAGAGGUGCCCCCGUAUACAGCAGAUGGCCAAUGGAUGCUCGAAAACAAUCCGGAAAAAUGGUACAACAACUCAGACGUCUCACUCGAAGACGACCCCGAUCAGGACUGGGAGUACGACUUCGGCGACUACGGACCCCGGCAAGACAUCAAGCGCCAUGAAGCCCAGAAAAUGUAUGUGGCCAUGGGACGUGCGGCACAACGCAUGCCAAAGUUGCGUAGAUUGGACUUUACUUUCCGGGCGGAGGUUGGCGAGGGCGGGCCGAAUGAUCUGUUGAGGCUUGAGAGAGAGCCCAAGACAGGUAAGGCCGAGUUGCAGAUCUUAAGCAAUUCUGGCUUUGUGGUUGGAGACGAGGUGCUGGAUGCAUGGAAGGUUAGGGAAGCGGGCGAGGGGACAGUGCAGGAGAUGAUGAGGCGGCAUGGGAGGGUUGCGUUUGAGAAGUGGCCCCCUGCGUGAUCGGUCAUGGCUCUCCAAUCUCGAUGAAGCAUGGCUUUGGUGACGCAGAGCACAAGAAACGUGGAAUGACCUCCUCCUUGUAGGAUGAGGUGGCGGGUGCAUUCUACCUAAACACCAUGGCAUCACAAGAACCAGAACAGACAUUACAGCUCAUAAUACUGUAUGCUAUACUCUUGCUCCUGCAUUCGCAGCAAGUUCUGCCUCCGUAUCAACGCAAGCCUCGCUGCACCAUCAGCAGCCAGAGUAAGAUCGCUCAUUGACCCACCAAUUAGCGGCAGAUAAUUUGACAAAGCUUCUUCAACAGCACGCCGCACGAGAUCUCCGUCAACCCAGUCCGUCAGGACAGCUACCUGGUCAACCACGCUAUUGAGUAAAGAUUGGUCUGCGCGCCCGUCAGUAUAACACAAUCUCGGACAAGGAGCAUGACGGGAGGAGGGUAACAAGAUGCAACGAACCUUGAAUGGUAUCCACAAACACACUUAUCGAGUUCGCCAACGACUCCACGUACUGCUGAUCCACUGCCUCAACCAUCUCCCUCGUCAGGCUGACACCGGAAUUCGACCCGUAAACCCACCAAUCGUCCAGGUCCACCAGGACCUCGUCAUCGAAAUUCUCGGGCUCGACGGCCGCGUGGUCGAGUGUCGAAUAAAAGUCUGCCGUGUACGACUCCGUCCCGAUAUACAUCGCACGCACGUCCUGCUUCUUGAGCCACAUCCUCGCCAUCGUCACCCUGGAUACUAGAACCUGGAAAUCCGCCCCAACCUGCAGUUGCGUCCGCAGGGGCUCACUCUCGCGGAGUAACUUCCGCGUAAGGCCCGUGUAUACGGCAUGCAUGCGCCAGGGGUCUAGUGAGAGAUAUAGGUUGGGCGGAAGGAGGGAACUGUCAGCCUGCUCGCGGUCCGAAUAUCCUCGGCGGAAACCUUUCCGGCCCCCGGUGCGGGUACCGCCCGCAUUGUGCCACAGCCUAAUCCCGCAGUGAUGGAUGCCCUGGUGCAGGACGAGGACGUCGUCUCCUGCGCGGAUAUCGGGGUUCUCGAAGGAGGCGAGCGAUGAGCGUGGCAGCGGCUGCGCGACGGUCUCAAUGGCAGCCCUACGUGACGCAACGGCAACGGUCUCUGCGAUGGUCUGGUUGAAGAAGUCUGGAAUAGCAAUGAUGGCAAAGGAGAUGUCUGUGCCGGUGUCGGUGCGCGCGGUGGACUUGAGGUGUGUGAAGAUCCGGGUGAAUGCUUCUUCGAUCCCAGCGAGCGUCAGGUGGUCCGUUGGCUCCUGCUGCCAGCUAACUACCGACACGGCUGCACGGAUGAAAAGACUGACAUGCGCAUAAAUGCGGCCAGAUGCGCCAAGCACUGCCUGCACAUAGGGAUGGUCGAUAUAGGGGAUUUUUCCUACGACAUCCCCGGCAAAAUGUGACAAUAGCAGUUUGAGCAGGCCAGAUACACUUGCGCGAUCCCCGUAGAGAGCUUUCAGAUUCAGCAGUUCAUAGUGCUCAAAGGAUAAUUGAGCGAUAACGGUCCGGUAUUCUGCAUUUUGGACUACGGCCAGCGGAGUGAAGACGGUCGUUGAGUUGGCGUAGGAAGCGGCGCUGCAAGACUGCAGGUUAGUUGAGACAGAUCUAUAAAUAGUGGAAUCGUACGCGAUCCUUACAUGUAUUGGUAGCCCAGAUCGAUUCCUAUCGGUUCGUUGAUGUCAUUGUAAUCGCAGCUGCCGUCAUAGGCGAUAACCGUGGGGGCAGACCAAAAGAGCACCAAUAGUCCAAGGACGAUUGAAGGCAACGCAGUUGAGCGUCGUGCCAUCAGCAUUUCGAGCACAC
Molecule: messenger RNA, 3627 nt
Organism: Aspergillus calidoustus
Lineage: Eukaryota; Fungi; Ascomycota; Eurotiomycetes; Eurotiales; Aspergillaceae
Source: the annotation of a GenBank genome assembly